UGCAGGUGGUGUUUUCUUUCACUUCGAUUUCAGUGAUUUCAGAAACUCUGCGGUAGUUUUUGGAUGGGGUUGUGUUUUAAUUCAAUCUGAAGAGUCUGAAGUGUAAUGAUGACUGAUUCAUGGAAUUUGAAACUACUCAUUUUCUGCUAUAUAUUUCUUGAAUUUUGCAUGAUUAGUACUUCUGAGCAAAGUGAUCCAUUUUUAGACAGGCCUCGGAUCGUCGUACAAGAUGGAAAUCUCAUCUUCAAAAGUGCACUUAAUAAAAAUGUUAGUUUUUCACCAUCCGGUCAAGGUAUUGUUCAGAUUAAUAACGUAGAUUUGUCAAGAUUGGCGUCAGCAGCGAAAACAGUUGGUUCGUCACAAGAAUCAAGUUAUGCUUCGUUGAUCAGGAAGUAUGCAGAGCAAAGUGAGACAUUAGAGAGUUUGACAGAGCAAGUAAAUCAAAUGGAAGAAAAUAUUACUUUAAUUUAUAAUAGAGUUAAUAAGUUCUUGGGUUCCGGUUCUGACAGAAUAUCGAACAGAGCUUUGCGUAGAGCCAUGGCGAAGGUUGGAGUAUUAACUGAAAAAGUAAACACACUAACUCAGUUACUGACUCAAAAUGAAUGCAUCAGCAAUCCAUGCCGUAACGGAGGAACUUGUGUGGACGCUUACAAUGGCUUCAUUUGUAAUUGCCCGUCUAACUGGGAAGGUGUAACUUGCGAAACUGACGUCAACGAAUGUGCUGUUUUUGCUGGGACAAGUUUUGGUUGUCAAAACGGUGCUACCUGCAUCAAUUCACACGGUGGUUAUAGUUGCGUGUGCCCACCCAACUUCCAUGGUAUCGAUUGUACUGAAAAGCAUGAUGAUUGCGGAAGCGCUUCCCAUUACGAACUCUGUGGUCAUGGAACGUGCGUCGACGAAAAACGUAUUCAACCUGGACAGCCAAAAUAUCGUUGUAUCUGUGAUGCUGGUUGGAAGAUUCCAAAUGGUGGCCUGGCUUGCACCGAAGACAUUGAUGAAUGCAGUGGUGCAGAUAGGAAAUGUUCACAAAAUCCAUUAGUCACUUGUAUUAAUACACAAGGAAGUUUCCAUUGCGGUCCUUGUCCUGCAGGAUUUACUGGAAACGGAUAUCAUUGUAAUGAUAUUAAUGAGUGUGAUAUGUACAAUGGUGGGUGUUCCAUGCAUCCCUUUGUUCAAUGUAUUAAUACACAUGGAUCUUCGCAAUGUGGUUCGUGUCCAACAGGGUAUGUUGGAAAUGGAAGACAAUGUACAUUUAGUGGCGUUUGUAGUAUUAACAGAGGAGGAUGUCAUCCAAAUGCGACAUGCAUAGAAAACACAGCUAUAACCGGAACAUACAGAGAAUGUAGGUGUCCUCCAGGGUAUGGAGGAGACGGUGUUGGGUUGCAUGGCUGUUAUCCAUUAUCUGGAAUGAGUUGUGCUAACAAUCCGUGUCAGCAAGGUACUUGUCAGAUGACGUCCAAUUCCUUUCACUGCCUUUGCUUCGCUGGUUGGUACGGUACACUCUGCGAUCGACAAGAAGAUCCUUGUUUCAGUCAGCCUUGUCAAAAUGGCGGAACUUGCAUCCGCAGAGCUGGAUCAUAUAUCUGUAAUUGUACGGAAGGAUAUCAAGGACCCACUUGUGCUGAAACUAGAGAAAGAUGUGGAGGAUACCUCAGUGGAAGUAACGGAACCUUAACCUAUCCUGAAAAUGGUGUCCACUAUAACCAUAAACAAGACUGUGCUUGGGUGAUUAGAGUAUCAUCUGGGAAGGUUGUGAACGUCAAAGUCAAUCACUUCAGCUUAGAGUCCGGUGAGAAUUGUCAGUAUGACUUUCUUCAACUGAACGAUGGACCAACAGCUGCAUCUCGAGUCAUUAAUCGAUUUUGUGAUGACCACUUGGAUGGAAAAAACUUCACGAGUAGUCACAACGAGCUCUACAUGUGGUUCCAUUCCGAUUCCAGCUAUGCUUCGACCGGAUUCUCUAUGGAAUGGAGCGAAGUUGAUCCAGUUUGUGGGGCUGAACUAAAUGUAUCGGAGUAUGGCUCCAUAAAUUCUCCAGGAUAUCCAGGUCCUUAUCCUCAUAAUAGGACGUGUCUUUGGUUGGUAAAAGUGCCAGUUGGAAAAAGAAUACAGUUCCAUGUUUGUGGGGCUGAACUAAAUGUAUCGGAGUAUGGCUCCAUAAAUUCUCCAGGAUAUCCAGGUCCUUAUCCUCAUAAUAGGACGUGUCUUUGGUUAGUAAAAGUGCCAGUUGGAAAAAGAAUACAGUUCCAUUUUGCGACCCUUAAGUUGGAGAGUCAUGAAAAUUGCUCGUACGAUUAUUUAAAGAUUUUCGAUGGUGCUUCAGAAAGAGACCCAUUGAUAGGUACAUAUUGCACAACAGUCACACCUCCACCACUGACAACAUCUGGACACGCAGCAACCCUACUUUUCCACUCUGAUCAUUCCGUUCAGGAUACAGGAUUCCAUAUUGUCUAUUCAUCACAGUCAAACGUUCAAGGAUGUGGUGGAACAUUAACAGCUCCUACUGGAAAUUUACGCUCUCCCAACUUUCCAGAUGUUUACGAGAAUAAUUUAGUUUGCGAAUGGUUAAUACGCAUUCAUCCAGAUAACAGACUUUUGCUCAAAUUUACGGAUUUUCACACUGAAAGUCACAAUGAAUGCAACUUUGAUGCUGUGGAGGUUUUUGCUGGUACAAAUGACGCUGCGCCUCUUAUUGGUCGCUACUGUGGCACCACCAUUCCAGAGGAAAUUUUCUCUGACAGUCAUCAAUUAUUCAUCAGGUUUAGAACUGAUACUUCUCUAAGAUAUAAAGGAUUCAGAGCUGAAUAUAAAACAAUUUGUGGUGGUGUUUAUACCGAAGCUACUGGCAUACUCAAAAGUCCAUUUUUUCCCGACUAUUAUCCAGCUCGAGCUCUAUGCUUAUACGAAAUCCGAUUGAGUCCCGGCUACCUCAUCAAUGUCACCUUCCAUAAUAUGGAAAUAGAAAGUCAUCUUGAUUGUCGCUUUGACUAUCUACAGGUGCGAGACGGCGAGAAAGAAGACAGUCCCCUGAUAGGUCAACUAUGUGGAAGCCUUGUUCCAGAACCCAUAAUAUCAACGUUUAAUUUCUUAUGGAUGAAAUUCGAAUCUGAUGGUAGUGUUCAAAACCGAGGAUUUUACGCAGUUUACAAUGCUAUAGAAAUUGGCUGCGGGGGUGUAAUGACGGAAACAAGUGGUCAAAUUUCCUCACCAAGACAUCCAGAUGCUUAUCCGCAUAAAACAACUUGCACUUGGUUGCUGAAAGCUACGCCUGGACACGUGAUUCGUCUUACAUUUACUUCUUUCAACCUAGAAAUGGACACUGAUUGUAGAUUCGAUUACGUUCUAGUGGAAGACACUAGUUCAAUCCAAAUUGGGAAAUACUGUGGUAACCGCCGACCUCCAAUCUUAACUUCAAUGGAUGAAACUCUCUUGGUGAAAUUCGUAACAGAUGCUAGCGUUGCUAGAGAUGGUUUCACUGCUACUUAUGAAUUUUUAAACACAGAGGAAGAAUGUGGAGGUGAUUUCUAUCAAAGUUCAGGAGUUAUUCGAUCACCUGGAUUCCCGAACCGUUACCCCCACAGUGCUCACUGUGUAUGGAUUCUUCACGCUCCUAACCAAAGACAAAUCAGCCUCAAUGUCACCAGUUUUGUGGUUGAACAACAUGCUGGCUGCCGGUAUGACUAUUUAGAGUUGAGAAAUGGCGCAACUGGAACUUCACCUUUAAUUGGAAGAUACUGCGGAGAGGAGAUUUUGAAAACUGUUCGAUCUCACAGUAACAGUUUACGAAUUGAGUUUAAAUCUGAUUUUUCUAUGUCGGCUCCAGGAUUUGAAAUUUACUUUGAUUCUACUGCAACUGGAUGUGGUGGAAAGCUAACAUCUCCACGUGGCACCAUUAUGUCCCCAAAUUACCCUCAGACUUACCCUAUAAAUGCUAAUUGUGAAUGGCUGAUUCAGGUUUCAGAAGGAUCCGUUAUUUCAUUGCACGUUGUAGACAUUGAUAUUGAAGAACAUCGUGAAUGCAGGUUUGACUACCUUCAGGUGUUCGAUGGAAAUAGCGAAAACUCCAAGUCAUUGAUGCGCAUUUGCAACAACCAACAGAAUCCAGGACCCAUCUCUUCAUCCAGCAACUCACUUCUCGUUAGGUUUCGAUCGGAUGUUUCGCAAGAAGCCGGUGGUUUUCAUUUAGCAUAUGAGACACUAUGCAAUACAGUUCUCAAAAAACGAAGAGGCGUAAUUGAAAGUCCAAACUUUCCUAAUACCUAUCCUCAUAACCAUAACUGUUCCUGGACGAUCGAAGCGCCACCUGGAAAUAAUAUAUCUAUAGUGUUUUCACAUUUUACUUUGGAAGGAAGUGAAGACUGCGAAGCAGAUUACGUAGAGAUUCUAGAAGGUCAGAGUGUGCGUUCACUUGGGAAAUUUUGCGGAGACCAGUCUGAAUUGCCUGGAGUAAUCAAGACCUCCUCCAACAAGGCCAUCGUUAGACUCAUUACAGACCGAUCAAUAAGCAGAGAAGGCUUCAGACUGGAAUAUCACAUGAAAGGUUGUGGAGGAGAUAUAGUGAACAAGAACUCUGGAUCAAUAACGUCGCCUAAUUAUCCUAAUGGAUAUCCUUUCGCAACUGUGUGUAAUUGGCACAUUUCUUAUGCCCCAGGUGAUAGAGUGGAACUCACAAUUCACGAUAUUGAAUUAGAAGCGGACCCUGAAUGCACUUAUGAUUUUGUUCGAGUUUAUGGAGGAGAAGAUGAAAACUCGCCAAGACUCUUAAAUGCAUGUCGUGGAUCAGGUGAUUCUCAAAUUGUGACAAGUCAUGGAAAUAAAAUGACCAUACAGUUUGCAAGUGACCAUUCCAUAGCGCGUAGGGGAUUCCGGGCAACAUAUCGAAGACUACCUCCUAACAUUACUCCUGGUGGUCCAGCAGGCUGUGGUGGACUUUUCAGUUCUGAUGAAGGUACAAUUUUAUCACCAAAUUAUCCUGAGACUUAUAAUGCUAAUGACGAAUGUGUUUGGUUAAUUCGAGUGGAUCCAAAUCAUCUGGUUUUGUUAGAAUUUUAUGACUUCGAUUUGCCUACAGCCGCAAACUGUACAUUAGGAUAUGUAGCUAUAUAUGAUGGGGGUUCAAGCAACUCUGCCCUGCUUCUGAAAGCUUGCGGCCAAAAGCCAGAAGGUGAGAUUGCAUCAACAAGUAAUCAAAUGCUUGUAAGGCUGGUAGCUAAUGGCAAUAACGUGGGCAAAGGAUUCAGAGCUCAUUAUAAAAGAGGUUGUGGUCAACGCCUUCUUGCUGAUAAUGGAGGAGAAAUAACUUCAAUGAAUUAUCCAGAUUUUUCACCAGGAAAUGUGAAUUGCAGCUGGAUAAUUUACACCUCAGAUCCAGGUGAAAAAGUCAUCCUUACUGUGACCAACCAACAGAUUCCUGAAAGAGAUGGAUGUGUCCAUUCUUCAUUGAUCAUUAUGGAUGGUGAUUUACCUGAUUCGCCAGUUCUCAAAGAAAUGUGUGGUUCACGCUCACUUUUGCCAAUAAUUUCUCAGAGCAAUGCUAUGCACGUUUUCAUGAAAAAUUUUGGAAUCUUCAGGGCAACUUAUGGCCUAUCUUCUAUGCAUUGUGGUGGCGCGUUUUCGUCUCUUCAAGGUACAUUUGGUACUCCUGGUUAUCCAAACAACUAUGACAUGACUAUGGAAUGCAUAUGGACCAUUCAAGCGUCAGCUGGCAACAAAGUUCAUUUGUCUUUCGAAGUCUUUAGCAUCGAGGAUAGUGAUUACUGUAAUAAUGACUAUGUUGAAAUUCACGAGAAUGAUGCUGCCGGCCCUCUUAUUGGAAAAUAUUGUGGACACCGAAUCCCUAGCAAUGUCACAGCAGCUAGAAAACUAUGGAUCAAAUUUAGAUCUGAUGACAUCGGCACAGACUCUGGUUUCUUAGCUAACUAUGAAUUAAUCCAUGGCAUUCAGUUGAGUGGAAACGAAGGCAUAAUUGAAUCCCCCGGCUAUCCUGAUAAAAUAAUGACCACAAGAGGCAACGAAUACGACUGGACGAUUUUUGUUGACAGUGGACUCUUUGUCAGCCUACGUUUCCUUGCCAUCGGUAUAGUUAGAAUCACUGAAACGAAUGCUUGCUCCUCAAAAAUAAAAAUUUUUGACGGUUUUGAUGAUACAGCUCCACUGUUAGGAGAGUAUUGUGGCUAUCAAAUUCCUGAACCUUUAGUUUCUACAAGUAACACCAUGUCUAUAAAAUACAGUCCUGCUUACGAUGGCAGUGGGUUUUUCCGUUUGCAGUGGACUGCUGUGUUAGACAGAGGAAUUGUUAUAGAUUUACCAAAUGUACCAGCAGAAAAUCUAUGCUGGGAAGAGCUAGAAAUUGAUGCAUCAGAUCAGACCCCAGUCAGAACUAUAAGCUCUCCCAACUACCCUGAGAAUUAUCCCGAUGAAAUCAACUGCACAUAUAUUAUCCGUGCUCAACAUUUUGAACAUGUGGAAUUAAACAUAUCGGAAUUAGUAUUGGAGGCAGCAGACAGACGGUGUGAAUAUGAUACCCUGGAAAUUUAUUAUUUGACUAAUCCGAAUGUCAACGAAUGGACACUGAAUUCAAGUCUGUGUGGUAGGCACAAUUCUCUCCUAUUUGCAAGUCCGACAAAUGUGAUGAAACUAGUGUUGUUGACUGAUAGGUUUAUGAAUUUCAAAGGAUUCACCUCCACAGCUCACGUCCGUUGUGGAACCCAUUUGUUUGGUGCAACUGGCGUAAUAAAAAGUGAUUACAUCUACACCGGACUAAACAGAUCGCAGCACUUCAAUCCAAUCCAGUGUGAAUACGUCAUUAGAGUGAGGCCAAGGAGAACAGUACAACUCCAUUUCGAUACUUUUAAUGUGCCAUCCGAUUCUGUUUGCAGCUCCAACUAUAUUCUGCUACGCAAUGGUGGAUCAAAUGCAUCUCCUUAUUUGGGUAAUGGUAAAUAUUGUGGCUCUACAGCUCCGCCUAACUUAGAAUCCUCUUCUAAUCAAAUUUAUGUUCAAGUGGUUGUAAAUUCCUUGGCUUCAGGCUCACCGAAUUUCCACAUACGCUAUACGGAGGUAUCCAUAGGAUGUGGCGGACGUGUUUUCCUCACAGAUGAAAUCAGAAAUGUAGACAUUGUCUCUCCCAAUUAUCCUAAUCCACCCACUCAUGAUAUUGAAUGCGAAUGGGUUAUUGUCUCUCCAUCAGGAACAAGAAUGAGAAUGGAUUUCGAAAAUGAAUUUCAUCUAAGUCCGAAUUGCGUCGAAGGAGAUCAAGUUGAGUACGUGGACAUCCACGAUGGAGGUACUGAACUGGCUCCAGUAUUACACAGAUUUUGUGGACACGACCAGCCAUCCAGCGUAAUGAGUACAGGAAAUGCAAUCUUCGUUAGAUAUGUUACUGGAGUUGAUACACCUCAAGCUGGUUUUAAAUCUACAAUUCGUAUAGCUAAUUGUGGAGGUACUAUUUCCUCAAUGAAAUCUGUCAUCACAAGUCCAGGUUAUCCCAUGUCUUACAGGGAUAGCGAAGAAUGCGAAUGGUUCCUUAAAAUGAAAAAUGGCUAUCACAUCGUAUUGAAGCUGGACGACAUGAACACUCCUCGAUCCAACAGGGAAAACUGCACGCUAACAGAUUACUUGGAAAUCAGAAAUUACGACUCUGAAGGGGAACUUCUUGGACUCUUUUGUGGCAACUUAGAUAACGUAAGCACAAUAAUCGAAGUUCCUGGUCCUCAAGCUUAUAUGAAAUUUAAGUCAAAUUCGGCAAACACCGGACGAGGAUUCUCUGUGACAAUGACGUCUGAUUUUAAUGGGUGUGGUGCACGUGUCGAAAACCCAUCUGGCGUGAUCACUUCUCCUAACUAUCCCAAUCUUCUUUCUGGUUCAAGAGAGUGUUAUUGGAGGAUAAUAGCUCCAGAAGGUCGAAAAAUUAAAAUUACUUUCGAUGAGCUCAAUUUACCAAAGGAUGAAGCAACUGGCGUCUGCAUCAGUUACAUAGUGAUGUAUAAUUCAACAAAUUGGAGGACAGGAGGGACUAGUUAUAUUUGUGGGAAUGUAGUGCCAGCUCCGAUUUCGUCCUCAUCUGGAACUUUGGAUAUUAUUCUUUGGACGCAUGGUUUGAAUGCUGGCCAAGGAUUCACGCUCUCUUAUUCUACAGAAGAAGAAAGUGAUUGCGGUGGUGCUUUAUUUCCUCCCACUGGAAUUAUGGCAACUCCUAACUUCACUGUUGAAACACAUACUGUUAUCGAUUGCAAAUGGAAGAUAUACAAUGACCAUUACGAAAACAAAACAGCCGUUAUCCGUUUUGAUGUUCUCGACAUCCCUGGAGAAGUUUCCCAUUAUUGCAGGAACAAUGUUUUUUACGUUCUUGGUGAUUGCGGUGGUGCUUUAUUUCCUCCCACUGGAAUUAUGGCAACUCCAAACUUCACUGUUGAAACACAUACUGUUAUCGAUUGCAAAUGGAAGAUAUACAAUGACCAUUAUGAAAACAAAACAGCCGUUAUACGUUUCGAUGUUCUCGACAUCCCUGGAGAAGUUUCCCACUAUUGCAGGAACAAUGUUUUUUACGUUCUUGGAGAUUGUGGGGGAAGAAUUGUUGCCAACUCGAAUUCAACCAUUUCAUCUCCUGGAUAUCCUAACAAUUAUCCAACUAAUAUGGAUUGUCAAUGGAUUAUUGUGCCUGAUGGAGGUGAAACAGUGGUGGUUUUCUCGGAUUUGAGACUUGAAAACGAUUGUAACAAGGACUAUGUCAUAGUAAGGAAUGGAUAUCAUUUUAAUUCCCCCAUCAUCGGUAAAUUCUGUGGCACCAAUGCUCCUGCCCCAAUUGUCGCGUCUGGUAGUGUUUUGGUGGUCAUCUUUCACUCAGAUGAAUAUGGAACGGCACCAGGCUUCAGUUUGACUACUGGACAAUUUCAAAGUGGUUGCGGCGGAUUGAUACAUUUGACAUCUGGGACAAUAUCUUCUCAAAAUUAUCCGUCUCGUUAUAAGAAUAAUAUAGAAUGCAUAUGGUUCAUAGAAUACGUACCUGGUUAUGUCAUUCACUUGGAGUUUGUGGGAAGAUUUGAAUUGGAAAUGGAUUCAAAUUGUGAGAAAGAUUAUCUUUUGAUUGAAGAAUUCAAGGAUGAUAAUACUUGGACAGUGAGAGAUAAAAAAUGCGGAUCCUCAACUCCUGAGCCUAUCACUCUAAAAUCAAGAAAAGCACGGCUAACUUUCCGCAGCAAUGACAGAAUCACUGGAGACGGUUUUAGUCUGAAAUAUUCUGCAGUUUGUGGAGGAAAUUUCACUCAAUCAAGUGGUGAAAUAUUUUCGCCAAACUAUCCUAAUUCCUAUGCCAAUUCCCUUUCUUGUAUUUACGUUAUUGGGAAAGAAGGACAGUAUAUCUCUUUAUCAUUUGAUGAUUACUUUAGCCUUGAAGUGCAUGACGACUGCUUGUUUGAUAAUGUUAGCAUCGCUCAUGGGGAUGAUACUAAUUUCACUCAGGGACCAUAUUGCGGAAAUCAAGCUCCAGCUCCUCGAAGCUUAGCAGGUCCAGUCAUUUUAAAAUUUCAAACGGACUCCAGCUAUGUUGCUCAUGGAUUCAAAGCAAACUAUAAAAUCCUAGAUUGUGGAGCGACUUUAAGCGAACCGAGUGGAUCUAUCUCAACCCCUAGAAAUUUCAAAGAAUAUCUUCCUACGAUGGACUGCACUUGGCACAUAGUUGCUCAGCCAAAUCAUGUAAUAGCUCUCAGAUUUACUCAUUUUGACAUUAGAGCAACCUAUAAAUGUCUUAUGGAAUACGUGGAAAUCAGAGACGGAAACUCGACGGGCCCACUCAUAGGCAGACUUUGUGGAAAAAAUUCAACAGUAUCGGUAAAAUCGUUGGGAAAUAUGCUGACCAUAAAAUUGUACAUGAAAGCUGAACAUGGGGGAAUUUCCGCACAUUACUACAAUACAUUCGGACCAGAUCAAGGUUGUGGAGGUACCAUAAAUGCAGCAUCUGGCACGAUUCAAUCGUUUGACGUCGAUAACAAUGGACUUUAUGAACCGAAUCUGGAUUGCAAUUGGUUUGUGACAUCCGAUAACCCUGACAAAAUUUUACAGAUAUCAUUCGAGAGAUUUGACAUCGAUGAUUCUUCCGAUGGAUCGUGUGAAUUUGAUUAUUUAGAAUUACGUGAGGACUAUGUACUUGGUAAUUUAAUUGGAAGGUUCUGUGGAUCUAAUUUACCAACAACAAUUGUUACAGCAACUUCUAAAGUAAACAUUCUUUUCCACACUGACGGGGAGAUAAAUAAACCGGGAUUCAAAAUGAACUUUCAGAGCUUGGAUUCUCCAUGUGGCUCAUCAGUCCUGCAGUCUGAACAGGCUCCUAAAUUCUUGAUGUCUCCUAAUUUUCCAAGUCAGUAUCCAGUAAACCUUCAAUGCAAAUGGGUGUUCAUUAGAAAUGAUAGUCAUGUACCGAUUCCAGAAAAAGGAAAUUAUAAAAUGAAAGUUCAUAUUAAGUUCAUAGACUUUGACAUACCUUGUGGUGGUGACUACUUGAAUUUUCAAAUGUAUCCAAGUGAUCGGAGAUUAAGAGACUUUCCUUCCUAUGUAAGUAGAUUUAUUUCAUAAAGAACAUUAUCAGC
This is a messenger RNA of Parasteatoda tepidariorum (common house spider), 10583 nucleotides long. NCBI's taxonomy places the organism in Eukaryota, Metazoa, Arthropoda, Arachnida, Araneae, Theridiidae. The record is from RefSeq and is a predicted model, not a curated record.